AUGAAAAUGUUGAACAUUGUAAGUCACAGUAGUGAUGGAAAGAAAUGUAUUGAAUGUGGUAAAGGAUAUUAUUUAACAGAAGACUUCAAAUGUAGUAAAUGUGAUUCAACAUGUAAUGAAUGUGAACAUAAAGCUACAUACUGUGAAUUAGAUUCACUUAAUGAAAAUAAAGAAGAUGUUCAUCCAAUUAGAAUGGCUCAUUGUAAUCGUGCAUCAGCUGAUGGACAAAGAUGUAUGCGUUGUGACGAUAAUACUUAUUUGAAAGAUGGAAAAUGUGUUGAAUGUGGAGAUGAUAAGUGUUAUGGAUGUACUGAAGAUAACAAAUGUUCAGUAUGUGCUAAAACUCAAGAAGAUUUCUUCAAUGGUAUUGUUUAUUUACCAAAUAACAACCAUUGUUAA
This is a messenger RNA of Entamoeba dispar SAW760, 399 nucleotides long. RefSeq lists its product as uncharacterized. NCBI's taxonomy places the organism in Eukaryota, Evosea, Mastigamoebida, Endamoebidae. The record is from RefSeq and is a predicted model, not a curated record. The transcript is spliced from 2 exons. The coding region runs from base 1 to 399 and encodes 132 amino acids.